Messenger RNA from Galendromus occidentalis (western predatory mite), 2786 nucleotides. Its product is annotated as VPS35 endosomal protein sorting factor-like. The transcript has 11 exons. Gene Ontology annotation, cellular component: endosome. Gene Ontology annotation, biological process: endocytic recycling. Bases 93 to 2786 code for a protein of 897 amino acids. NCBI's taxonomy places the organism in Eukaryota, Metazoa, Arthropoda, Arachnida, Mesostigmata, Phytoseiidae. The record is from RefSeq and is a predicted model, not a curated record.
UCAGCUGUCUGUGCUCGAGUUCGUGGGGACCGAAACGUGACUCUACUUCGAUUGAUGGGCGUUCGAAAUUCACUCAAAAAUUAGGAGACACAAUGUCUUGGAAGGCUGCGACUUACGUCGACCUCCAGGAACCGGACUUGAGAUCUCCGCUGGUACCGGUGGGUACACAUCCCCUGGCUGGCAAUUUAUCCCCUCUCCGAAGCAAGGUGAUUUCGCAGAGCUCCGAAGAAAAGUCUGUCAGGGAAGAGAGUUCGGUAUCCGAGACCAAAGAAGAAGUUAUUUGGGAUCCGUUAUCAGCCUUCGCUGGUGAGAACGCACCGGACCAGGAUGAUGCCGUUCUCGUCGACAAGGAUAGGAUCAUGGAUACCUGGGCAAGCAAGAAAGCCGGAGUAUUGUCCAGAUUCGGUUCCGGAUCCGAGAGACUUUCUCUGGCGUCGUCGUAUCUUUCAGGGGAGAUGCCUUCCCCAGUCACUUCUACCGCUAGGCACGAACAAUUGGACACAUUCGAUGAGGGCACCGUCAAAGAGUUGAAGAAUCUCUCGGUGCAGGAAUAUACGCAGAGAAUAAUAGAGCUCCGGGGCGCAAUGGUCUCGGCAUGGCAUCGCGAUGAGAAGGUGAAUGCGCUGAAGAUCGUCAUUCAGUGUGCCAAGCUGUUGGUGGACGCGGACAACUCCGUUCGUUUCUACCCGGCGAAAUUUGUAUUGAUCGUGGAUGUCAUCGACAUGUUCGGUGAGCUCGUUUACGAACGCUUGCACGUCAAACAUCAAGAAAACACCGAAAAAGCCGCAGAGACCGCUCGCAACUGGUUUUACAAGAUAGCAUCGAUAAGAGAACUCAUCCCAAGAUUUUAUGUCGAAGCCUGCAUCCUCCAGUCCUACAGAUUCCUCGAAACGAAGGGUGUUCAAAUGCAACGUUCUCUGUUGCGUUUAGCAAAAACGAUAGCCGGCAUUGGUGAUCCCUUGGUCGCUGCUUACGCCAGAUGUUACCUCGCUCGGAUCGGGACUCGCAUCGCUCCGAACUCCAGAGAGCAUUUGUCCGAGAUGAUGUAUGGUCUCCUUAUCACGUACAAGCAACUCGAGGGAUCCGUCAUCGAAGAACGACUGAAGUCCGAUCUCGUCGAUCUUCCGUCAUACUACUCAUUGUUCACCCCUGCCUUGGAAUUUCUGCUGCAGUGCGUGACGCAAACCGCGUCCGAGAAACAACUAGCGGACCUUUUGAACAAAUGUACCCAGAGGAACUCGGCCCUUUUAUUGAAUUCACUUCUGACAGCCCUGCGACCUCAAUUCGUGGCGCAAAGGGCGGAAAUACUCGUGGAAAAAAUUCACGAGUCCGACACAGUCACCACCCCUCGCUGCCAACUCUAUAGAAGCUUAGGUUUAUGUCUUAUGGUCGAGGAUCCUCCUGAAGGCGUUCGCGUCAAGGUUCUGAAUCAAGUGUGGAAGAAUGUUGCUCGUUUUAAAAACCCAGCGGAUUAUAUGUCCUGUGCGGAGGUCUGGGUUGACUACGUUUGUCGUCACAUGGACUUCACGGAUAUCAAUACGUUCCUCGCCGUAACGAUCAAGCAAGUGAGCGUGGACCGCGCCUACGAGCGACACCAGAGUCAGCUGUACGCCGUCCUCGACAGAAUAGCGUCAAAUGUUCAGGACCUGGUCGCUUUGUUCAACAUGGACCGUUUACUGCCGCUGUUGGAUCUAAUUCAAAAAGAUCCGUUCCGUACGGACGCGUGCCGAUGUCUCCUGGAAAUGUUCACGAGACACCAAAAGAGCCCUACUAGCGAUACGGCUAUCGUAUCUUCCCUCAUGCACGUUUCGAAAACCAUGUUGUCGUCUGUGAACGCGCUGACGCUCGAGGACUCGAGGAAAUCGCUCGCCAACAUAGUGUGUCGGUUCCUGAAUUUGGUCGAAUACAACGAUGUGGAAGCCCAGUUGGCGUUUUACAUCGACGCACGAGCAGCUCUCGCAGCUCUGAAUGAUAUUUUGAUCCACUUGAUACACUCCGUCAAUCGACUCGCGGUCAAACUCGAGAAAAAUAGCCAUGGCCACCACUCUCGCAAAAGUACUGCUCAGGCCAAGGCCUGCCUGGCCUAUUGUCUGGUCACGAUUCCAUCGGUCUCGGAUGUCACGAUGAGGUUCAAGCUCUAUAUGGAAUCGGCGAGCGUAGCUUUGAAGAGUCAGUGCUAUGCUCACGCUGAUGAUUGUUAUAACGCUGCACUCGAUAUCCUCCCAAGCAUCCCAGAGAAAGACCUGUAUUCCUGUGUCACUUCCUUGAUCGGUCAACUAGUCUAUUCGCCCGAUGAUCCGCGAGAGGAUCCCUUGAUUAUUUUCGGGCAGCUGCUUCAAACAAUCGACGAUUAUGGGUUUGAUCCGCAUGCUGACGUCAAAGCCAGAAUAUGGAUUGCGAUGCUCCGUGUUCUAUCGCGAAUGACGAAUCCGUGGAUGGAAGAGGUGCAACAAGAGUGUAACGACACUAUCUACGGCGGCGACGAGAGGUACGUGGAAACGGUCGAGAAGGUCGCCUCCUCGAUUCUCACCAAGCUGAUCGACUACAUUGCCUUACUGAGAGAUUCGAAAUUAUACAAGCGGCAAGGAAUUCUCCUCAUCGAGCUCAUGUAUGCCAUCGCGAGUCACGGUGGCUUGAACGAGCACGCUCACAUGCAGAAUCUCUUCGUGAAACUCUGGUGCCUCACGGGAAAUCUGAGCUGCAUACCGCCGCAGGCCAUGGUGUCGCUGAAACAUUAUGUCGAGAUGCGAUCCACCACCAAAGAUCUAAUCGCCAAACUCACUUGA